This is a messenger RNA of Diospyros lotus (date-plum), 666 nucleotides long. RefSeq names its product secreted RxLR effector protein 161-like. Lineage: Eukaryota; Viridiplantae; Streptophyta; Magnoliopsida; Ericales; Ebenaceae. The transcript has 3 exons. The coding region runs from base 1 to 666 and encodes 221 amino acids. The record is from RefSeq and is a predicted model, not a curated record.
AUGGAAAAUAUCCCUUAUGCCAAUGCAAUUGGAACUGUUAUGUAUUCAAUGAUUAGUACUAGGCCUGAUCUUGCAUAUUCAAUAUCUCUGCUUAGUAGAUAUGUGUCAAAUUCGGGGAAAUCUCAUUGGGAUGCAUUGAAAUAUAUGUUAAGGUAUAUUAAUGGAUCUAUAGACAUUGGCCUGUGCUAUAAGAAGAUAUUUGAUACUCUUGAUCUCGUGGGAUUUGUAGAUUCUGACUUUGCAGGUGAUAGGGAUUCAAGGAAGUCAACAACUACAUAUUUUUUCACCUUGGGUGGAACUUGUAUUAGUUGGAAAUCCCAACUUCAGCCUCUGGUGGCUUUGUCCACCACCAAGGCUGAAUAUGUUGCUAUGACUGACGCCUUCAAGGAAGUUAUAUGGCUUCAAGGAUUAAUCAAAGAGAUCCACUUGCUCCAAAGCAAAGUGGUAGUCCUCUCAGAUAGUCAAAGUGCCAUUCACCUGUCUAGGAAUCCGGUGCCUACAGAAGAUAACCCAGCUAACAUGGGAACAAAAGUUUUAACUGCAACAAAGUUCAAGCACUGCUUGAACUUGCUACACGUGGAGAUUGUUGUCCGUGAAGCUCCAAACAAUGUUGUUAGGAGUAAGCUGUUGGAGGGCCACGUGCAGCAACCUCAGCCUUCCAUCUGA